This is a messenger RNA of Frankliniella occidentalis (western flower thrips), 906 nucleotides long. RefSeq lists its product as uncharacterized. The transcript is spliced from 5 exons. The coding region runs from base 1 to 906 and encodes 301 amino acids. Lineage: Eukaryota; Metazoa; Arthropoda; Insecta; Thysanoptera; Thripidae. The record is from RefSeq and is a predicted model, not a curated record.
AUGUUGCUGGCGCCGGGUGCCUUCUCGUUCUGGAGUUCAUCAGCAGCCUCUGGUAUGCAAUCAUACAAAGAAAAUAAUGUUGCUGAACUGGCAGACUGUGAUGCCACAGUAGAAUUUGUUAAAAAGGUCAACUGCUUGGCUGAUGCUAUGAAUAGCAACACACCAAGAAAUGCAUUAAAGCCAGGCAAUAGUGAGUGGGAGAAUAUAGAAUCAUUUUUGGUAGCAUUCAAAGCCAUGAGAGCAUAUGCUAAUGAAAAACUAAGAGACAGACUUGAGAAAGCUGCGAAAGCAACGGAGGAGUUUCAGAAAAAACAAACAAAAGCACAGUCCAAAAGGAAACGCAAAGCUCCACCUGCUAAUCAUGCCAAGCCCGAUAAAGUUCCAGAAGCCUUCAUAUUUUCUGAAUCAUCUGACAUUGGUCUUUUAGUCACUCUCCAAGCAACUAAGGAAAUAUGUACAUUCUUAACUGAGAAAUGUGGCUACCAAUAUUUGAUGACUGCUAGACUGAACCAAGAUGCUCUGGAGCGAUUCUUUGGCCUGGUUCGACAAUCUGCUGGACAGAACACUCACCCAGAACCCAAAGUUUUUGCACAACUUUUUCGCCUCCUCUCCCUCUAUUCACUUGUUCGACCACUUAAAGGAAGUAACAUCACUGGGGGAGAAAUGUUACAUACCCUUUUGAAUUUGGAGGAUUUCCGCAACAAGGCACCAGAAGUGUGGAGCAUGAUGGAUGACGUGCUCGACGAGGAGCUGGUCGACGAAGAGCUGGUCGAAGACUCGCUGUCGCUGCUCGACGACUCGCUGGCGUACUCUCUGAUCAAAUCCAUGGCGAGCGGCAGCGGCAAACACACAGAAGAUCACAAGCUCUCUGGCGUCCGCACGAUAGCAGACUCAGAAGAACAAUGA